AGUCUGUCUCUCUCACAUCUGCGAUCAAUUGUGUUCUCACACUUUCCCCUUGGUUUUCUCGGCGGCUUUCCUUUUUACUCCCAAUCGUUUCUUUCCAUUUCUUUGGGAUUAAAAUCUUCCUCCUUUCCUCAUGUCGGACAAAGGUCGUCCCUUGCCCAAGUUUGGUGAAUGGGAUGUGAACGAUCCAGCAUCAGCUGAAGGCUUCACAGUGAUAUUCAACAAAGCUAGGGAUGAGAAAAAGACAGGUGGCAAACCCGGAUCACCUGGUAAAUCCACUGAUGGGCAUGCUAAGUCCGGAGGAGGAGGAGGAGGAGAUCCUAGUAAACCCCAGCCUAAAAAAUGGCUCUGCUGCAUGCAAUCUCCAGCUGUGGACUCCUGAAUGACACACAAAGAUGAAUUUUGCUUUGCUGCCUCCCCAAAGAAAAGCACAUUGCUUAGAGAUGAUCAUCUAAAGCAAUGUUAUUUUAUGUUUUUUAUUGUCUUUCUUGAAAGUACCCACAAAAAUAGUUCCUAAGAUGAGUUGGAGCCACCCACUUUAGUAAUCACGAUCCACGAUUAUGAUUUCAUCUCUGAAGUUGUUUGUUCUUCUUAAAAAUGCUGUAAAAUCGUGUUGCCACUGUAUCUAUUAUGUAAUGCUUCUUCAUAUGGGUCGUUUUUGGUUUCAUUUAUCUUGCAUUUUUCCUUGAUUUUAUCAUAUACCAGAUACCUUUCUGUGGCUCCUCUGAAAUCACAAAUCAAAAAUGUGCAACGUUUUGUAAAAUGUCGAUAUUAUAUUUAAUAAAUAAAGAUCUUAUCUCGC
This is a messenger RNA of Eruca vesicaria subsp. sativa (arugula), 799 nucleotides long. NCBI's taxonomy places the organism in Eukaryota, Viridiplantae, Streptophyta, Magnoliopsida, Brassicales, Brassicaceae. The record is from the annotation of a GenBank genome assembly.